Molecule: messenger RNA, 2980 nt
Organism: Onychomys torridus (southern grasshopper mouse)
Lineage: Eukaryota; Metazoa; Chordata; Mammalia; Rodentia; Cricetidae
Gene: Arfgap1
Product: ADP ribosylation factor GTPase activating protein 1
Exons: 17
Coding region: 603-1880 (425 amino acids)
Biological process (GO): regulation of endocytosis; regulation of ARF protein signal transduction
Cellular component (GO): Golgi membrane
Molecular function (GO): GTPase activator activity
Source: RefSeq, a predicted model, not a curated record
CCAUGAGUCCUUUCGAAGCCCGACGUAGCCGGAAGCUGCUGGCGGCUGGUGGGGGAAUCUGACCCAGUCCAGCUGGGCAACUCGGCCGGACCCGACCCCCUGAGGGCAGCAGCUUCCUGGCCCCGGACUCUCCAGACCCCCGACCUGUGACGUUCCUGUUCCUGGGACCCCAAACUCCAGGAUCCCUGUGUGAGGCUGCCCUUCUCGGUCCCCAGCGGCCGCCCCAUUGCGUGAGCGGACCUCCUCGCCGCGGCGGUCCAGACCCCUCGGCCUCUGAGCCUACCUCUCUUCAGCCUAGCGGUUACUUGGAUCUACGUGGUCACUCGGCGAUCUCGGGCGCUGUGGGUUCUGCACAGCCCAGUUUCCCGGGAAAGGGCCGCUGCUCUUCACUUCGAAAGAAGAUUCUGUCCAGAGGUGCCAGGAAGCCAGACUCCCUAGCCUCAGCUUGUUGAUCAUUUUCCUUCUUGGCCUUUGAAGCUUCCUAUUUAUGCUGUGCUGUGUUGGCAGCAACGGAACCCUACUUAGUCCUGGCUGUUAAGAAUUCUUAGGAGUGGGUGAGCGAUGGAUUACCAGUAAGGGUUUGUUUUCCUCCUUGAAGUACCAUGGCCAGUCCAAGAACCAGAAAAGUACUUAAAGAAGUCAGAGCACAGGAUGAGAACAAUGUUUGCUUUGAGUGUGGUGCAUUUAAUCCUCAGUGGGUCAGCGUGACUUAUGGCAUCUGGAUCUGCCUGGAAUGCUCUGGGAGACACCGUGGGCUUGGGGUGCACCUCAGCUUUGUCCGCUCUGUUACAAUGGACAAAUGGAAGGACAUUGAGCUUGAGAAGAUGAAGGCUGGUGGGAAUGCUAAGUUCCGAGAAUUCCUGGAGGCACAAGAGGACUAUGAGCCUAACUGGUCCUUGCAGGACAAGUAUAGCAGCAGAGCCGCAGCACUCUUUAGGGAUAAGGUGGCUACUUUGGCCGAAGGUAGAGAGUGGUCUCUGGAGUCAUCACCUGCACAGAACUGGACCCCACCUCAGCCCAAGAUGCUGCAGUCCACUGCCCACCGACCCUCUGGUCAGCCACAGAAUGUGACUGCCUCUGGGGACAAGGCUUUUGAAGAUUGGCUGAAUGAUGACCUGGGCUCCUAUCAGGGGGCUCAGGAGAAUCGCUAUGUAGGGUUUGGGAACACAGUGCCACCUCAGAAGAGAGAAGAUGACUUCCUCAACAAUGCCAUGUCAUCCCUGUACUCGGGCUGGAGCAGUUUUACCACUGGGGCGAGCAAGUUUGCUUCUGCAGCGAAGGAGGGUGCUACAAAAUUUGGAUCCCAAGCAAGUCAAAAGUUUUGGGGUUACAAGCAGCAAUCAGAGCCGGCUUCGGAGUUGGGCCACAGCCUGAAUGAGAAUGUUCUCAAGCCUGCACAGGAGAAGGUGAAGGAGGGAAGGAUUUUUGAUGAUGUGUCCAGUGGGGUCUCUCAGUUGGCAUCCAAGGUUCAGGGAGUUGGCAGCAAGGGAUGGCGUGAUGUUACUACUUUUUUUUCUGGGAAAGCCGAAGACACAUCGGACAGACCCUUAGAGGGCCACAGCUACCAAAACAGCAGUGGAGACAACUCCCAGAACAGCACCAUAGACCAGAGCUUCUGGGAGACCUUCGGGAGUGCCGAGCCCUCCAAGGCCAAGUCCCCAAGCAGUGACAGCUGGACCUACGCCGAUGCCUCGACAGGGAGGAGGAGCUCGGACAGCUGGGAUGUUUGGGGCUCGGGUUCUGCAUCCAACAACAAGAACAGCAAUAGUGAUGGCUGGGAGAGCUGGGAGGGAGCCAGUGGGGAGGUCAGGGCAAAGGCCACCAAGAAGGCCGCCCCAUCUACGGCCACUGAUGAGGGCUGGGACAACCAGAACUGGUAGGAGCCUUGCUGCAUCUGGGCCCAGCUCUGCUGGGAGACUGCUGUGUUUGCACUUUACCCUUCUUGUUCCUCCUUCAUUUGACCUCAGUGUGAAGACAGUGGCUCAGGCAGGACUUGAGUCGGUGCUGCCUGCCUGGUGUGGGGUGGCUUUCUCUUAGGCCUCAGGGGACAUGCCAUCCAUCUGCCUCUUGGGUCCUCUGAGCAGCCUUCCUGAACUCUGGGACCCAGGCACUAUCUCUGCAGCCAUGGCACAGCCUGGAACUGCAGAACUGUGCAGUGUCAGCCAAGCCAGACAUCUGCUUUUGUUGAAAUGUCUUUUAAAACUUAAAAGGUUUGCUCUAGUUCUUUUUUUUUUUUUUCCUUGAAGAAAACGCCUGGAGUCUUAAAGCUGGAAACGAAAUGACAGAAGCAAUACUGGAGCUCACACUGCCACCUGUGACACCUCACCUAAGUCCACGUCCUGUGGCUUGUGCUGUGAAACUCACUUUGUGACCCUCUGCCUUUCCUGCAUCAGCCUGUCCAGCCUCAGUCUCAUGGGACAAACUCUCCGCAGAUGGCCACACAUGGCAGCUUGGGCUCUGGCCCUCCCUGGAUACCUGACUUGAACUUGGCCAGUCCUGGAUAGCUGAAAAAGGAGGAAAGGAGAGUAAAGGGGGUUGGGAGCAUUGUCAGCCUGUCUGUCACUCCCACCUGGUGCAGAGGAGCCUGAACAUGGAGGGCAGGCUGAGGGGCCAAUUGCCAUUGCCCAGGGUUGGGGCAUCUUGAUGGGGACCCUCCAUCCAGUCAGAGCACCUGUUUGUAUUUUGCCAUGUAUUAUGUCUGCGACAGCCCAGGCCUUCUCCCAGCCUGCUCAGGGUGCUCAGGGUCAGAGCACACUAGGUCAUGUCUCCAGACAGCCCCAUUUCCCUCCCUGCGGACUUUGUGGAAGACUGCAGUUGAGACCCAUGUGCCAUCAGUGGUUGGAGUGACAACCUUUUCCUCCCAGGAUUCCAUGACUGCUGUGUGCUGUGGCUGGAGAGCCCAGCUGGGUCUCUGUCUCCUUAAACCCACUCCUGUCUUGACCCUCAGUUUGACCAGCAGUGCAUGACCUGAAGCUCUGUG